GUCUCUCAAAAACUAUAUAUGGUUAUUGCUUUAAACUUUCUCAGAAACUAUUUAUGAUUAUUGCAUAUAACUUCCACAUAAGACGUUGGGCGUAUCAUGCGCUCAUGGCGCAGCUGUUUAUUACAGUUAUUGGUCAUGAAUGUACCCCAAUUACUACCCUCUUAAUAGUCGUUAUAGUAAUCUUAGAAACUAGAAAAUUGAGAUUUUAAUUUUGAAAGCAUAUUCCUUGUGUUAUUUCUGGCUAUAAACAUAGUUAAUGAAUUAUUUCAAAUCCAGUCUUUUAUAGGGCUUGAAAACACACAAAUGUAUAAUUUCCAAUAUCAGUCGGACAAGCUUAUUAAAAAGCUUAUAGUUCACCAUUUCAAGCAUUUAAAAGACAAGGAUCGAAGUCCUUUCCCGCGGGGUUUUCCACUUUCACUUUCGAUUCAACUUGGGAUCAUUCAACAAUAUCUAACUGUAUGUUUGUGGACAUAUUUUGUUAUAACAGAGUAAUGACAGGAACUUUUAUUACAAUCAGUGUGAACCUAUUUGUAUGUACCAAGAUUUCAUAACCGUCUUUUCAGUUGAUCCAAAAGAUUUAUCAUCAAAAUUACCAAGAAACAAUAUGCCAUUGAAAGACAUAUUCCAGAAGAAGAUAGAGAAUUCUUCAAGUUUCCUGUCUGAUGUUUGGAAACCGCGUUGUAACGAGGGAAAUAAUGGUCAUCAACAUCAAAUCACAGAAGAUAAUAUUGUGACAGAUCACGAUAAUAUCAGAGACGAUGGAAAACAUCAGUUAAGAACAACAAAGAACUGUCUACAGGUGCAAGAGGUGUUUGAAAAUAAUUGUGAUGACAAAGAGAAGAGAAGCAGUUCUUGUCGGUGUGGUAGAAGAAACUGUGCUAUAAAUAUAAUAGAUAGACUAAAAAGGGAAGAUAGACUUAAAAAUGAAGACCCUCCUGAAAAAAGAAUGAUCAAUGACUUUGAAAUGAUGAAAUCAUAUAAAGCAUCAGAAGAAAAAUUUCCAUUUCCUUUUUUUUCAUUAAUGUUUUUUGGAGGUAAAGGCGAUGAUAAACGUCCAUUUCCAUUAUCAUCUGAUGAAGACUCUCAUAAGACAAGAAAUAAAGAUUUUGAAUCAUCUCCUACAUUGAAAUUUUUAAAUGAAGCUUUUCCUGGCAUGUUUGACAAGAAAUCGAGACCAAUUGACCAAAAAGAAAAUGAGAAUACCAAGAAACAGAGCACAGAUUUAAAAUUCUCACCAAAACCAUCAAGACCACCUCCAAAACCACCAAGAAUGGUGUUUCAAUUAUCAAUUUCUCUUGAUGAAGAUGAGAAAAAUGAAAAUGAUGCAUCUUUGAAUACACAUGAAAAGUCAGAAAUUGAAAGUGUCGAUCAUUUGAACAAUGAUAAUUCUACUGAUGAAGUCAGAGACACAGGUAGUUUCGAUAGAGUCACUCCAGAUGUCAGAGACACAGGUAGUAUUGAUAGAGUCAUUCCAGAUGAAAAUAAAUUGAGCAUUUCUAUUGAUUUUAGUUCUCAUACGUCAUCAGAAAUUUCCGAACAAAAGAAGCCAGAUUGCAGUCAGUCACUUCCAACCCAGAGAACCACCAAGUCAAGUCUUGAUAAAGAUAGUAACCCAGGAUUAAGUCAGUCUUUCACUAGUGAUGUACAUAGUGAAGGUGCAACUUCAAAAAAGUCUGCAGAGGAUUUUAAAACUUUAAGAUCUAGUCAAAGAAAAUUCUCAAAGGAAAAAGACAGUUCCCCAGGUUUUAGAACAGAGCUGAACAAGUCAGACAGUAGUGAGGAUGAUACCUUUCCCUACAAGAGUCAGGAGAGUAACACCUUCCUCAGUAAUGAAAUGGAUGACUUUGAUGAUCCACUGGAUGAUAUCUUUGGUCCAGAGUGUGGUCCUGAGAUGGAGGAAUUGCCUGGCUUGUAUGAUCCUGAGGAAUGCCAUGCCCCUUUUGAAAAUUUAAGUGCUGCCUCCUUACCUACAGACCCUCAGACUCUAUUUGAAGAACACAUGCACCAUUGUCCUGCAGCUGUAGCCAAACACCAUGUAUGUUGCAAUUGUAACCAGUUUACAAAGAAUCAACAUAUGCUAUAUGAGUUGGUAAGAACAGAGGGGUUAGAAAUGCAUGAUGUUGUCCCAGAUGGAAAUUGUAUGUUCAGAGCUAUCAUUGACCAGCUGAGAAUGCAGGGGAUAAUAACCAUGACAUGUAAUGGUAUCAGACAAAUGGCCGUAGAAUAUUUACGUAAUAAUCCCCUCCAGAAUGACGGCACUCAUCUGGAAGAUUUCUUUGUGGCUGCAGAUGAAUCAUGGGAAGAGUUCUUGAGAAGAAUGUCUAAAGAUGGUGAAUGGGGAGACCAGAUUGUACUCAGAGGACUAGCUGAGGUUAUUGAUAGAGAGAUUUGCAUCAUAAGUACAUUUGGUGAUUCACAUAAUCAGACAACCAUUACACCUCAAGGUCCUUACAAGGUCAAAAAGAUAUAUUUGGGACAUGUCAAUGAUCAACAUUACUACAGCUUAAGACCAAAAGGCUGGCACGAAAAGUGGUAUAAAGAGACAAGAAAAAUACAGUCGGAACACAAAAUCAAUAAUGCAGCUAAAGACAAAGACAAUCAAGAGAUUAUUGAAGAGGAGUCACUGCAUAUGGAUAAAUUAACGUCACCAUGUAGACCAAGUAAACUAAUAAAUUGCAGUUACCAGUUAACUGAUGAAUACAGUCAUGUUCCAGUUUUUCACUUGAAUUUCAUUAUUGAAAAUGUGCUGCCAGAAAGCAACAUUUAUACCCCAUAUCGCUAUCAUGGCGGCCGAGAUUAUUUAGUGACAAGUGCAACCACAAAAAUCUUUGAGAUAGCAGGCAGUGUUGAAGAAGGUCUAUCUGUAAAUUUAUAUUCAAUUAGUCUUCAGAACGAUCGAUCAAUGGGAAACGAAAGCCUAAACACAAUCAAAGCAACUAGUUUUCCAAAUUUGUAUCAGCAAAAUGGUAACUUCACUUUGGUUUUUAAAGAAAACUUUUUGGAAUUAAAUGGUGAAGUUAUUGUAAUUGACACUGAAAAUAGCUCUCCAGGAUAUGCAGUCUUGAAACUAGGAAUAAAUCACCCAAAAAAGUAUUUUAAGAAGGUUGAUGGAUCCUAUUGCCUUUCAAAUGUAUACUUUCAACCGGAUCCAAAGAAAAUAAAUAUACCACACUCUAAAAAUCCCCAUUUACCUUUCCAAAAAGCAUGCAGUUAUAAAUGGUACUAUGGAAAAUGCCCAAGGUGGCCAAAAGAAGCAGAUGAAUGGGUUUCAAGAGAGAGGCCAAGUGGUUGGCCUGACAUUACAUUAGUUAAAAAGACAACCAAAGUGCCAUGUGUUCUGACACCUAUAGGUCAUUUGCUCAGCACAAAACCUGACAUCGAAUGGAUGUUUGAUUUUUCAUUCCCUGAGAAGUUCCUUUUGAAAGAUAAUGUAACAAAAGAUAAGAAAUAUUGCUUUCAUGUGUUCAAACUGUUAAUAGACUAUCAUACAGGGCGGAGAAAAGAGUUAUCAACUUUUGUUCUUAAGACCAUUUUCCUGUACACGUUAGAAGUUAUUCCUAGUCAACAAUGGGAAGUUUGUCCAUCAGCCUGUGUAUUGUAUUUGAUAGAAACUUUACUGUUAAGCCUAAAGGAAGGGAAAAUACCCCACUACUUCAUUCCUGAAAACAACAUCAUUUCACACUUAGAUGGCAGUGUGUUGUAUAAGUUGAUUGAAAAAGUAAAUGUUGUCCGUGAAUUUCCUAUCAUGUCUGUUAUUCUGAUGGCAGAAAGUCAUGGUCUUAUGACAACAUAUGCCACAGAUCAGAUUAUUGAUGAUUUAAAUCAUUUAUCCGAUCAUAACAAUAUUCAUGAUUCAAUGCUCAAUACAUUUAUACCUGCAUACUCUAAGAUCGCUGUCACAUCCCUAAGCCUGAUGAAGUUCCGUCAAGCUGUUGCAGCAGUGACCACUGGAUAUAGAAUGCUCCAGGAACUUCCGAGUUGUAGUGAUGGCAGUGGUCAUCCUUAUGGGGAUUUAACUCUCGAAGCAUUCAUUAAAGAAGCAACUGGACAAUCUGGACUGCAUUUUUAUCAAGUUUGGUGGCUUUGUUUCUUUGUAGAUCUUUACAAGAAAGAAAAUACUUUACCAUCAUUCAUUCAUAGCAACCCUUUUAAGAAAAUCUCUGAUAUGAUGAGAGAUUGUCCUCCAGGUGACCUUGAUAAUGUCUCUGUACCAAACAUUGUACUUCAGUCUUAUCGUUACGAACAUGAUUACAAGUCUAUGCAUGAUAUUUAUUUUAUGAUACAAUUGUGUGUGUUUUUAUUGAAUGAGGGUGAAUAUAGCCUGGCUGCUCACUAUUGUAGAGGAUUGAUCAGAAUGAUGACCGCCAUUAUGAACGAUACCGAUGCAAUCAUGGCAGAAAUUUUGCAAGGUCAUCAAUUCAGACAAGGAAUGGAUACUAAAAUUGAUUAUCUUGUGCAAGCCUAUGUUACUGCAGUAUCAGCUAAUUUAUCUAACGCGUUGUAUAAUCUAUAUAAAUGUUACCUCUAUCAAGGUCAGCCUGAAUAUUUUCAGGAGUAUGUUGACCAGUUUGACUCGGUUUGUAAUAGUUUAGCCACUCCAUCAGCGUUUCAUCUAUUAGCAGAUGUGUGGAAAGUGUUAGGCAAUAAACAUAAAAUGAAAGAAGCAUUAGAAAAACAAGAUAGUUUAAAGGCUUAUAGUUAAUUAAUUGAAAGUUCAAGCUUAGAAAUUUUUAAAUGGGUGUUUGCAUUAUUUUAUUGACCAUCCAUAUUUGGACAGUAAAAGGUGCUUUAAUUUUUAGCUCACCUGGCCCAAAGGGCCAAGAAAGCUUUUCUCAUCACUUGCCGUCCCGCGUCCGUCGUCUUCGUUGUUAACUUUUACAAAAAUCUUCUCCUCUGAAACUACUGGGCUAAAUUUAACCAAACGUGGCCACAAUCAUCAUUGGGGUAUCUAGUUAAAAAAAUGUGUGCCGUGACCCACCAAACCAACCAAGAUGGCCGCCAUGGCUAAAAAUAGAACAUAGGGGUAAAAUGCAGUUUCUGGCUUAUAACUCAAAAACCAAAGCAUUUAGAGCAAAUCUGACAUGGAGUAAAAUUGUUAAU
Messenger RNA from Mytilus trossulus (common blue mussel), 5100 nucleotides. RefSeq lists its product as uncharacterized. Gene Ontology annotation, molecular function: cysteine-type deubiquitinase activity. Gene Ontology annotation, biological process: protein deubiquitination. The transcript is spliced from 7 exons. Bases 533 to 4702 code for a protein of 1389 amino acids. The record is from RefSeq and is a predicted model, not a curated record. Lineage: Eukaryota; Metazoa; Mollusca; Bivalvia; Mytilida; Mytilidae.